AUGUCUUCGAACCAGCGGCCCGUCUCCGCCCUCGGCGCCAGCAGCGGUGUCGGCGGCGGACGAGAGAAGACGUAUUUCGAGACGCAGCGCGAGGCCCUGAUUGGCGAGAUUGCUAUGAGCUUCGAGCACGUCCUCGCCAACAUCAACAAGCUGAACCGGUCAUUGGAGGCUGUGAUUGCCGUCGGCAACGAGUUCUCCUCGGUCGAGGCGCUGUGGUCGCAGUUCGAGAACGUCAUGGCCAAGGACCCCGAGGACGAGCAAGGCGAAGGGGAGAACGACAAGCCGGAGGACCAGGAGCACGAAGAGGGCGAGCGGACGCCGACGAAGGACGAGGAGCGCGCUGGGAGGUGA
Messenger RNA from Neoarthrinium moseri, 351 nucleotides. RefSeq lists its product as uncharacterized. The transcript is spliced from 3 exons. Bases 1 to 351 code for a protein of 116 amino acids. The record is from RefSeq and is a predicted model, not a curated record. Gene Ontology annotation, cellular component: mitotic spindle pole body; spindle microtubule; mitotic spindle. Lineage: Eukaryota; Fungi; Ascomycota; Sordariomycetes; Amphisphaeriales; Apiosporaceae.